Suncus etruscus (white-toothed pygmy shrew) is the source of this 4012-nucleotide messenger RNA. RefSeq names its product stromal antigen 3 (gene STAG3). The transcript has 35 exons. Gene Ontology annotation, molecular function: chromatin binding. The record is from RefSeq and is a predicted model, not a curated record. Gene Ontology annotation, cellular component: chromatin; cohesin complex; nucleus. NCBI's taxonomy places the organism in Eukaryota, Metazoa, Chordata, Mammalia, Eulipotyphla, Soricidae. The coding region runs from base 146 to 4012 and encodes 1288 amino acids. Gene Ontology annotation, biological process: sister chromatid cohesion.
CUUCUGAGAUGCGCACCCCGAUGGAAUGUGCUGCCAGCUCGAAGGAAAAGGAGCCUUGCAGCUUGUCGGCCAGUAACAGGAGACUGUCUGGAAGGAGGGGGUUAAGGGGGGCAGCAGGGAACCAGUCACUGAACUACCACUUACCAUGCCUGUCCUGCGUUCCUCCACCCGCCACCAGAGCUCCUCUUCCUCCUCCCCACAAGUAGAGUCCUCCCCACUGCAGAGGAGCCUGGGAAGUAAACACCAAGGUCUGGCCAAGUCCCCCAGUUCAUCGGUCAGUGUGGUCAGUGAUGGAAGUGACUCAGAACAGACAUCAGGGGAUAGUGACUCUUUAUCACCUGGGGAAGGCAGUGACUUUGAGGAUAGCUUGAGAUGCACUGUGAAGAAGAGAGAGGCAAAAAGGCCACUCAGAACAACCCCGGUGACUAAAAAACCUAGGAAAGGAUCCAGAGUAGUACAUGGUCAUGGACAAAAGAAGGUAGAGCCACCAAUCAGCGAUCUUUUCGAUGCCGUGAAAGCUGCUAAAGGUGACAUGCAGACUUUGGUGGAUGAAUGGCUGGAAAGCUACAAACAAGACCCAGAAGCAGGCUUCUUGGAGCUCAUUAACUUCUUCAUCCGGUCUUGUGGGUGUAAAGGCACAGUGACCACUGAGAUGUUCAAGAAGAUGUCCAACUCAGAAAUUAUCCAGCACCUAACAGAACAGUUUAAUGAGGACUCAGGAGACUAUCCUCUGACAGCUCCAGGUCCAUCCUGGAAGAAGUUUCAGGGAAGCUUCUGUGAAUUUGUGAAGACCUUGGUUUUUCAGUGCCAAUACAGCCUCCUCUACAGUGGCUUCCCUAUGGACAAUCUCAUUUCCCUGCUUACUGGCCUUUCAGACUCCCAAGUUCGAGCCUUCCGUCACACUAGCACCCUGGCUGCCAUGAAGUUAAUGACCUCCUUGGUAAGAGUUGCCCUCCAACUGAGUCUGCAUAAAGAUAACAACCAGCGUCAAUAUGAUGCUGAACGAAACAAGGGUCCUGGUCAGAGAGCACCAGAAAGGCUGGAGAGCCUGCUGGAAAAGCGAAAAGAGCUUCAAGAGCAUCAAGAGGACAUUGAGGGGAUGAUGAAUGCCCUCUUCAGGGGUGUCUUCGUACAUCGGUACAGGGAUGUUCUUCCAGAGAUCCGAGCUAUCUGCAUUGAAGAGAUUGGGACUUGGAUGCAGAGCUACAGCACCUCUUUCCUGACUGACAGCUAUUUAAAAUACAUUGGCUGGACUCUGCAUGAUAAGCAUCGAGAGGUCCGUCUCAAGUGCCUAAAGGCUCUGAAAGGACUCUACAAUAACCCAGACUUCACUGCACGCCUGGAGCUCUUCACCAGCCGCUUCAAGGACAGGAUGGUUUCCAUGGUCAUGGACAGAGAGUAUGAUGUGGCAGUGGAGGCCAUCAGGUUACUGAUACUUCUCCUGAAGAACAUGGAAGGUGUGUUGACAGAUGCAGACUGCGAGAGCAUUUACCCUGUGGUGUAUGCCUCUAACAGAGCACUGGCUUCUGCUGCGGGGGAGUUUCUGUACUGGAAGCUUUUCUACCCUGAGUGUGAGAUGAAAAUGGUGGGUGGAAGAGAGCGACACCGCAGUCCACGAGCCCAGAGAACUUUCUUCCACCUUCUGCUGUCCUUCUUUGUGGAGAGUGAGCUCCAUGACCAUGCUGCUUACCUGGUGGACAGCCUAUGGGAUUGCGCCGGGCCUCAGCUGAAAGACUGGGAGAGUCUAACAAGUCUGCUGCUAGAGAAGGACCAGAAUCUGAGUGAUGUGCAGGAAAGUACGCUGAUAGAGAUCCUUCUGUCCAGUGUACGCCAGGCUUCUGAGGCUCUCCCACCUGUCGGCCGGGUCACUGGGAGGAAGGGCUUAACCUCUAAAGAACGGAAAAUCCAAGCUGAUGACAAGGUGAAACUGACUGAGCACCUCAUACCACUGCUUCCACAGCUCCUGGCCAAGUUCUCGGCUGAUGCAGAGAAAGUGGCCCCCCUGCUUCAGCUCCUCAACUACUUUGACCUCCGCAUCUACUGCACUAGGCGAUUGGAGAAGCACCUGGAACUGCUUUUGCAGCAACUCCAGGAGGUGGUGGUGAAGCACGCAGAGCCCACAGUACUGGAAGCUGGAGCACACGCACUUUAUCUGCUCUGUAAUUCCGAGUUCACCUUCUUCAGCCGAGUAGACUUCGCCCGCAGUCAACUGAUUGACCUACUGACAGACCGCUUCCAGCAGGAACUUGAAGAGCUGCUGCAGUCGUCCUUCCUAGAUGAAGAUGAGGUGUAUAGUCUGGCAGCCACGCUGAAGCGCCUUUCUGCCUUCUACAACGCUCAUGACCUGACUCAAUGGGAGCUCUAUGAGCCAUGCUGCCAACUCCUACAAAAGGCUGUGGACACAGGAGAAGUGCCUCACCAGGUGAUCCUGCCAGCCUUGACUAUGGUUUAUUUUUCCAUCCUCUGGUCAUUAUCCCACAUUUCUGGAUCAGAUGCUUCUCAGAAACAGAUCAUAAGUUUGAAAGACAGAAUGGUGGCCUUCUGCGAGCUGUGCCAGACCUGUCUCUCAGAUGUGGAGCCCCAGAUCCAGGAGCAGGCUUUUAUCUUAUUAAGUGACCUGCUUCUCAUCUUCAGCCCUCAGAUGAUUGUAGGGGGACGGGAUUUCCUUAGGCCCCUUGUCUUUCUUCCGGAAGCUACUCUUCAGUCUGAGCUAGCCAGCUUCCUCAUGGACCAUGUCUUCAUUCAGCCUGAAGAACUGGGCAGUGGUCAUUCCCAGGAGGAUCAAGUUCAAAUAGAGCAGCUACACCAGCGCCGCCGCCUCCUGGCUGGAUUCUGUAAGCUGUUGCUUUAUGGAGUGCUGGAGAUGGAUGCAGCCUCUGAUGUUUUCAAACACUACAAUAAGUUCUACAAUGACUAUGGUGACAUUAUCAAGGAAACAUUAACACGAGUGAGGCAGAUUGACCGAAGCCACUGCUCCCGAAUUCUGCUGCUGAGCCUCAAACAGGUAUACACAGAACUGCUGCAGGAGCAGGGACCUGAGGGCCUGACUGAGCUGCCAGCUUUCAUUGAGAUGAGGGACCUGGCCCGCAGAUUUGCCUUGAGCUUCGGACCCCAGCAGCUACAAAAUCGUGACCUUGUGGUCAUGUUACACAAGGAAGGUAUCAAGUUCUCCUUGGCUGAGCCCCCUCCAGCUGGCUCAGGCCAGCCCCCAAAUAUAGCAUUUCUGGAGCUGCUGGCAGAGUUCUCCCCAAGACUCUUCCAUCAGGACAAACAACUGCUAUUGUCCUACCUAGAAAAGUGUCUACAGCGUGUUCCCCAGACAUCCGACCUUCCCUGGGGCCCUGUCUCCACUUAUUGCCACUCACUCAGCCCUGUUGAAAGCAACGUGGACACCCCGCCCCAGGCGAAGAAGAGGCGAGUUGAAGGCCCCUCCAAGAGACACAGAGAAGUCUCUCUGAACCAGGAGGAAAACCCAUCCCUGAGCAGGGUUCUGCCUGCGCCCAAGCUCACCUCCACUGCUGUGAAGAGCAGGCGGCCCCUGGUGGUGCUAGAGGAAAAGACAGCCUUACUUACCUUUCCCCUUUUCCUAUCCAUCAUUGACCCUGCUUCUGGCUGCAGCCCAUCCCAGAGCUCAAGCCUCCCAAGUCCACCUCGUUUCCCGACGCCAUUCAGCCCUUCACAGUCAGGGCUGGGCAACCAGCUGACACGCCUCAGCCUUAUGGAAGAGGAUGAAGAGGAGCUCGACAUUCAGAGCAAGUUCAGUGGAGAAUGGCAGGUCACAGACAAGCAAACAAGUGGCCAGUCUUCCUCCAGUGAGCAUGGCCUGGACCUUUUAGAUUCCACCGAGAUAAUCAUGGAGCUUCCCCAUGCCUACGUAGCAGGUGAUUCAGAGAACUUCAGCUAUGUCUGCAAUGAUGCCAAGGAGAGAGCUGGGUGCAGGUCUAGAUCAGAGCUCUCCUUCCUGGAAGAUUCCCCAUUUUGCCCUGCCCAGAAAAAGGCCCUGAGCCGCUAG